AAAGAACAGAGAGAUGAACAAAGGAAAAACGAGAAAAACGCUUUGAAUCCUACCAAGAACACAUGAGCUCUUCUUCGUCUUCUUCUUCUUCAUCCCUUUCAAGUUUUCUUGAUUUGGGAUCUGCCAUCGGACAAAAAGAAGUGAAGAGAAUCAUCUUCUUGUUUCUAGGUUUAGCUGCUUCAUGUCUUCUUGUCUACAAAACAGCUUAUCCUCUUCACAAUGAGCUCGAUGUUGACAAUCUCAGCUCUCCUCGUCCUUUGCUCGAUCAAACCUCCUCGUUUUCUCCACAAUCUAGAACAAAAUCGAUCAGUUUUAGGGAAGUUCUCGAGAAUGCGUCGACAGAGAAUCGAACAGUUAUUGUAACGACUUUGAACCAAGCAUGGGCAGAGCCAAACUCUCUGUUCGAUCUGUUUCUUGAGAGUUUUCAUAUCGGACAAGGAACGCAGAAGCUACUUCAACAUGUGGUUGUGGUUUGCUUGGAUUCCAAGGCAUUUGAUCGCUGCUCACAACUUCACCCUAAUUGCUACUAUUUGGAAACCAAAGGGACUGAUUUCUCCGGUGAAAAACUCUUUGCUACACCUGACUACCUCAAAAUGAUGUGGCGAAGAAUCGAGCUUCUCACACACGUGCUAGAAAUGGGAUAUAACUUCAUCUUCACGGAUGCAGAUAUAAUGUGGCUUCGAGAUCCAUUUCCUCGAUUAUAUCCAGAUGGAGAUUUCCAAAUGGCUUGUGAUCGGUUCUUCGGUGAUCCUAAUGAUUCAGACAAUUGGGUAAAUGGAGGUUUCACUUACGUGAAAUCAAACCACAGAAGCAUCGAGUUCUACAAGUUUUGGUACAAAUCUCGUCUACAGUAUCCAGAGUUACAUGACCAAGAUGUGUUCAACAAAAUCAAACACGAGGCCGUAGUCUCAGAGAUUGGAAUCCAGAUGAGAUUCUUUGAUACAGUUUACUUUGGUGGGUUUUGUCAAACGAGCAGAGACAUAAACUUGGUGUGUACAAUGCAUGCUAAUUGUUGUAUUGGAUUAGAGAAUAAGCUUCAUGAUCUUAAUCUUGUUCUUGAUGACUGGAGAAAGUAUUUGUCUUUAUCUGAACAAGCUCAGAACACAACUUGGAGUGUUCCUAUGAAGUGUACGUGAUUUGUAAAAAAACUCACAUUUGGAAUAAAAACAUUAAUGUAUGGCCAUAUGGGAGAGUUUUAAUUAGUUGUUCAAUGUGUGUGAAAAUUAAAUCUUGUGACUUGUGUUGUAAAGAACAUUUGGUCCACAUAUAAUUUUUUGAGGUCUUAA
This is a messenger RNA of Capsella rubella, 1286 nucleotides long. RefSeq lists its product as uncharacterized. The record is from RefSeq and is a predicted model, not a curated record. NCBI's taxonomy places the organism in Eukaryota, Viridiplantae, Streptophyta, Magnoliopsida, Brassicales, Brassicaceae. The transcript is spliced from 3 exons. The coding region runs from base 63 to 1136 and encodes 357 amino acids.